UCAAUUCAGUUUGCAGAUGCGGCCAAAUUUGACUUUAUUUAUUUUUUAUUUUUUAUUUUUUCUUAAUAAUUUAUGAGAUUAGAGAAAUAGAAACAAAAUCAGGAAGAGGGGGUCAGUAGAUCAGUCACAGUCAUAGCUGAUUCGCCUAGCGUUCUUACGUUUCUGGAUAUACAUAUAUAUACAAAUACACAUACACACACACAAACAUUUACGCCUCCAAGCCCUUCUUUCGAACGUUUCACGUUUCUCGUUUCUCGUUUAUGCUCUUCUUCUCUAUCAACCCUUGAAUCCACUAGUUUAUACACAUAUAUAAACACACACACACACACACAUAUAUAUAUUAAUUUAUUUAUGUAUUCAUAUCUUGUUCGUGUUGGUAUUUGUAUCAAUUUCCUCAAGUUGAUACUGGUCACGAUCCGCCAAAUUGUGAAAAACAAUUAAUAACUGUUCGAAUUGUGUGUCAAUUCAAAUUGUGAAUUUGAUCUGAAUUAUACAUAAAUAAAAAAAAGAAUUAGGGUUUUCAAUUCUUUGGAGAAUGCCACAGGACUGUUCGUCGGAACUAGAGCCAGACGACUCUGAUGCUGAGUUUGUUGAAAUCGAUCCUUCUGGUCGGUAUGGUCGGUAUAAAGAAAUUCUAGGCAAAGGGGCUUUCAAGAAAGUAUAUAGAGCAUUUGAUGAAUUGGAAGGAAUUGAAGUAGCUUGGAAUCAAGUUAAAGUUGCUGAUCUCUUACGGAAUUCGGAGGAUUUGGAGCGUCUGUACUCAGAAGUUCAUUUGCUUCAAACUCUCAAGCACAAGAACAUUAUUAAAUUUUAUAAUUCAUGGGUGGACACGAAAAGUGAGAAUAUUAACUUCAUCACCGAGAUUUUCACUUCUGGGACAUUGCGGCAGUAUCGUCAGAAGCAUAAGCAUGUUGACUUGAGAGCAUUGAAGAAAUGGUCUCGGCAGAUCUUAGAAGGACUUUUCUAUCUUCACGGCCAUGAUCCUCCGGUUAUUCAUCGGGAUCUAAAGUGUGACAAUAUUUUUAUUAAUGGAAAUCAAGGCGAGGUGAAAAUUGGUGACUUAGGACUUGCAGCCAUUCUUCGCCAGGCUCGUUCAGCUCACAGUGUCAUUGGUACUCCAGAGUUCAUGGCACCAGAGCUUUACGAGGAGGAAUACAAUGAGCUUGUAGAUAUUUAUGCCUUCGGUAUGUGUUUGCUGGAAUUGGUGACCUUUGAGUAUCCAUAUGCUGAAUGUGCCAAUGCUGCUCAAAUAUACAAGAAAGUGACAUCUGGAAUCAAGCCAGCAUCAUUGAUGAAGGUGAAGGAUCCUGGAGUCAAGGAAUUUAUUGAAAAAUGUAUAGCAAAUUUCUCUGAUCGGUUGUCUGCCAAGGAACUUUUAGUGGAUCCUUUUCUCAAGCCAGAUGAGGAUAAUGGAGUUUUAGGUCGGCCCUUGCAACCCCAUCCUCAUCAUGCAGGUGAUAGUCAUGACCAAUUCAGCAUUGGUAAAGCAACCAAGGACUCUGUGCCUGAGGGAAGUCGAGACUUCAUGGUGCAAGGUCAAAGGAAAUAUCUCAAUACAAUAUUUCUAAAGCUACGAAUAGCAGAUUCGACAGGUCAUUUCCGGAAUAUCCACUUCCCAUUUGAUAUUGAGGUUGAUACGGCAAUUGCUGUUGCUAGUGAAAUGGUUGAAGAGCUGGACCUGUCAGAUCAAGAUGUAUCAACCAUUGCUGAGAUGAUCGACUCCGAGAUACGUACCUAUAUUCCAGAUUGGGCGCCUAAAGAACUUUCAGGAGAUAAUGAUGGUUGUGAAGUAGUUUCUGAUGGCUCUGCCUCUGUGACUCAGGAUGACUUCGCUUCUCCCCUGACAAAUAAGUCUGCCCCUUCUAGUAGUCUUGUAUUGGAACGAUUGCCUUCAGGUCGGAAGUUUUGGUCUGAUUCACCCAAAGCAGGUGAUGGAAACUCUCCAGGUAAACUUGGCCCUUCAAAUUUAUCCCAAACAGAUUUGGGGACCCCUCUAGAUAGCUGGACUGAAGACAAUGAAGAAUCACCUUUUACCUGUAGAGAUGGGGACAGUUCAAAUGAUCCUGCUUCACUCGAGCAAACUCAGGAUGAUCAUGUGCUCGAAACUUAUGUGUCUGCUGAUACACAAUUGGAUGAAUAUAGUGGAAUUUCAGAUCCAUGUUCCAGCAGUGGGCCUCCUCUCUUGGAAGGAAAAGAUCAAAUAUUGAGGGACACCAACUCAGAUGAUGUCAGAAUCAUUAUGGAGAAACUUGAGCAUCUGUUGGUUGAGCAGCAUAGGGAGCUAGAUGAACUUAAACGGAAGCAUGAAUUAGCUGUAUCAAAUCUUUUGAAGGAACUUCCUCCAGAAAUUCAUCGCAAAGUUAUUAACGUUUGUAACCUAAAGAGAUCUGGCUAUAGAAUGCUGUGAGGCACGAUGCUUCUCUGGAAAUUAUAUUGACGCAGGCUCCUUACACAUAUGUAAAGUUGCUGUCUCACAACUAAGCUGUGGUAAUAAUUUGGGUAGUUCUUUGAUUGCGCCAAUUGUCUUAGUCACCCUAAAAGGUUUGAAGAUAUUCCGGAAAGCUCAAACAUUUACAGACUGCUGGGAAGGUGGGAAGCCGGAGUCAGUAGCUGAAAAUUGCAUCGCUGGAGCUGUCUUCAAAGACAGGUUAAUCACUGUGAAAAAUAUCGGAUUUGGAACGGGGGUAUUGCUUAUUUUCGAGAGAGGGGCAUUAUCAUAGCUCAGGGAGGAAUCAGUACAACAUUCUUUGCGAUGAAGUAGGUGGAUUAUACUAUGCUGCUGAUUUGAGAUACUUGCUGGACGAUUGUGAAUAUCUGCAACACAAGUUUUGCCAAUGCGUAAAGAAUUUUUUACUUGUCAUCGGUACGCAAGUGCAACAUGUUUUGUAUGUCCUGAUAUAGUUUAUGUGAAUCUUAAAUUCGAAAAUGUGUAUACUUGAACAUGGGUACAUAAUUUGUGUAUAGGUUGAUUGUUUUAGAAUUAUGCCUGCUGAGGUUAUAACCUAAAUCGCGUCUUUCAAUUUA
This is a messenger RNA of Cornus florida, 3024 nucleotides long. RefSeq names its product probable serine/threonine-protein kinase WNK3. NCBI's taxonomy places the organism in Eukaryota, Viridiplantae, Streptophyta, Magnoliopsida, Cornales, Cornaceae. Gene Ontology annotation, cellular component: cytoplasm. Gene Ontology annotation, molecular function: protein serine/threonine kinase activity; ATP binding. The transcript has 8 exons. The record is from RefSeq and is a predicted model, not a curated record. The coding region runs from base 536 to 2407 and encodes 623 amino acids. Gene Ontology annotation, biological process: protein phosphorylation; intracellular signal transduction.